AUGGCUGACAACAACCCAGGCUGGCUUUCAGUGAAGAAGAGGGAGAAGAAAGGAGAGAGCAAACCACCGGAGAAGGAGCAGGAGGAGCAGGAGGAGGAGCAGGAGGAGGAGCAGGAGAAGGAGAAAGUGUUGAAGACAGGAUACCAAGUUGUGAAGACAGGAUACCAAGUUGUGAAGACAGGAUACCAACACCAACCAGGGGAGGUGAGGAAGGAGGAGGGAGGCGGAGAGAAGACAGGUGGAACGAAGGAGAUAACAGAGGUAGCAGAAGGAGGAGUGGCAAAUGGAGAGUUUGAAACCAUCGAGCUGCCACCAUGGGAGAUCGUCACUGGGGAGCAGAUGAGUCCGUUCUACUUUAAGUUCCAAUUCCGGAACGUUGAGUAUUCAUCUGGUCGUAAUAAGACUUUGCUAUGUUACCGAGUGGAGACUCCGGAGGGCGCCACUGAUCCACUACAGGGAUACAUGGAGGACGAACACGCCACCGCACACGUAGAGACGGCCUUCUUCACACGGGUCCUCCCCCACUAUGACUCCUCCCAGGAAUACGAGGUCAGGUGGUACGUAUCUUCCAGUCCCUGUGCAGCCUGCUUCACCAAGAUGGCCGAUGUCCUCAGACAGAGAAAGAAGCUCCGCCUCUACCUCCUCAUGUCCCGCCUCUUCCUGUGGGAGGAGCCUGAGAUAGAGGUGGGGCUGCGGUGCCUGGCGUCACUGGGUGUGAGGAUUAGGAUGAUGAAGCCGUCUGACUUCUUGUCUGUCUGGGAAACGUUUGUAGAGAAGGAGGAGGACAUGACCUUUAACCCCUGGGAGGACUGCCAGGACAACUACCAAUACUACCAGUACAGACUCAACAACAUCCUCAAGUAA
This is a messenger RNA of Salvelinus namaycush (lake trout), 864 nucleotides long. RefSeq names its product probable C->U-editing enzyme APOBEC-2. The record is from RefSeq and is a predicted model, not a curated record. Gene Ontology annotation, molecular function: cytidine deaminase activity; RNA binding. Gene Ontology annotation, biological process: cytidine to uridine editing. The coding region runs from base 1 to 864 and encodes 287 amino acids. Lineage: Eukaryota; Metazoa; Chordata; Actinopteri; Salmoniformes; Salmonidae. The transcript is spliced from 4 exons. Gene Ontology annotation, cellular component: cytoplasm; nucleus.